CAAGCACCAAGGAGGAGAGCCCAUUCGCGCUACAGCAACCAGUUAUCGCGCUAAAUCCCAUUGAAAUGUUACGGUUUGUGAAGGCAACGAAGAUAUACCAUGCGGGUAUGCAGGGGAAUAUACACCAACGCAGGUGGGACAGUGUCAGUCCUGGGCCAGGUAGCAGUCGCAGUCGCAGUCGCAGUCGCCGUGGUAAAAACAGCUACAGCAGCGGCAGGAGGACGCGAUACACUUACGCAUAUGAGAGCAGCAAGAGUCGGAGUCGCGAUCGCGGUCGCGGUCGCGGUCACAGUCGCAGUGGUAGCCACAGCUGCAGCAGUCAUGACCGCAGUUACCGCCGCAGAUACAACCACUAUUUCAGCCCCAGUUACAGCGUUCGCAGCCAUUGUCGUUGCAGCGAGGACGGCCAAAGCAACAGAGUCUAUGGGAAAGGCCACCACAGUCGCAGGCACAGUCAUAAGCACAACCACAAGCACAAACACAGCCAUGAGCAUGGCCAUAAGCACAGACACAAGGAGGAAUUUGGCUAUCAUACCGAACGCAGGAAGAGACACAGCGAGGAAGACAAACCCAACCAUGAAGCCAAACACGGCCAUAAAAUCAAGCACAGCCGGAAAGGCAACAACAACAACAAAGACGACAGAACGAAAGUGAAAGACAAACUCAAGUACCCUCUCCUACUAUCCGAUCUCACCGGCUCUCAACUCGAUGCUCUAAUCGACGUUCUCUCCAUCGACAGCGACAAGGACCAGAAACACAACCGCUUCUUGGGCCAAUAUCGCACAUGCGAAACCCAUCAGAAAAUCAACACUGCCAUCUGCCACCUCCCCUGGCAGCUAUACCGCAAUCCGGUCUUGCGCCUGAUUCCCAAACGGCUGGCCAAGCCAGCGACGCUCUGCAAAUCGCACAAACGGCUCAACCCGUUCGUGAUCAACGACGCGUUCUUGCUCCUCAAAAACGAAGUCACCUUCAACAACGCCAUAUUGGAAUGGUUUGUCGAUUACCUGGAUCGCAAUGUCUUGGCUCUACUGCGCUCGCUGCAGACGUUUGAGGGCAUGUGGCGGAAGCAAGAGAAGGGGGAGUCCCAUUUUCCGCCGAUUGGGGCGCUGCCUUUCCAGGUAAAUAGGUGUGAGGCGUGUAUGCUGGCUCGGAUCGUUACGGACCCUUCUGCGCUCCAUAAUUUGCGGGUCUCGUUGGUGAGUCGACAUGAGACAAGGGGCCGGCAUCGUCUGAGGAGGAUGUAUCCCUUUGUUGAGGCGGGAAUCAGCUGCUUCGAGGAUCAGGCAUAUGAGCUCCUGUUGAGCAGCUCGAAAAUGGCGCGUACGGUGAAGAUCACCAGGCAAAAAGCGUUUAGCCUUGCAAGGGCACAGGCAAAGGAGCAAACGGCUGACGCAGAAGAUAAACGUUAUAUCAGAAGUUGCGUAGGUGGCGACAGCAGUGGCAGUGGCAAUGAUGCUGGCAAUGGUAGUGGAAGUGGCAGCGGUCAUAUCGGGGAGACGGUACAGGUAUAUAUGGGGAGUGAGAGGGAGGCAACAGCGCAGGAGGGUGGUGAGCCAGAUUGGAGCGAGGAGUAUGACACCAUUGCCAAUUGGAGUGAGGGUUAUGACACCAUUGCCGAUGGGAUCGUUGCCAAGUACGCGUCCUGGAGUCAGGGCACUAUCUCGAAUGGCCCACGGUCGGUAUCGUCCAGCAGGACAGCAAUCGCUCGUCCGUUCAGCAUCCGAGCAAACAGUAAUCAUGCGAGGUCGGAUGGGCAGCAGGAGGAUUCGUGGUCUGCCGAUGAUGAAGAUGCCGAUUCGCGUAACAACCGGCUACUGACCAUCCACGAGAUAGAAAACCUGGAAGACUUGACAUCUGACUUAACCGAUCUCGUAAGUCACAUGGAGGACAUUCUUCGCAUAGAUCCGGACACCGAGGAAGAGGACCCGGAUCAAUUUGAGUAUGAGGAGAACUCGGAACAAUUUGAGUACGACGACAAUCCGGAACACUUUGAACACGACAUCGAGGAAGAAGCUUUGGAUGAAGAUGGCUUCCCCCGAGGUCGAUCGACGAUUAUGACUUUCCCCGAAACCGAACCCGAGGGAGGAAGGGUAGAGGAUCCGGGAGCGUAUGGGAGGUAUUCGUCGCCGAUUUGAUCUUGCCACUGCAGGCGUAAUUUGGCAUUCGCGCUCAGUUCUUGGAAAGUAGCCUUUUAUAGUUCAUACAUCCGUAUAAUAGAAUCUGAUUUCAUGUGUGUUUUUAAGACGCGCCUCCUACUUGACCUGUAGGUCAUUCAAUGACAUAAGACAUGACAGAACAGCUGAGAUGGCAUUUCAUAUAAAUCAGUUGGAAAGCGGGUUGAGAGGGAUAGGAUUGUAGGAAAGAAUGGUAGUCAUCAUUUCUCCAAUUUCACGGCCAUGAGAGGGGUCUGAUUUAACAGUGAACCCGAGCAAGAGGUAAGACAUUGUACAAGAAUUAGGCACUCAUCGACCCAGAAGUAUUAUUACAUAUAAGGAU
Molecule: messenger RNA, 2496 nt
Organism: Aspergillus heteromorphus CBS 117.55
Lineage: Eukaryota; Fungi; Ascomycota; Eurotiomycetes; Eurotiales; Aspergillaceae
Exons: 1
Coding region: 66-2135 (689 amino acids)
Source: RefSeq, a predicted model, not a curated record